AUGAGCGAACUCCAGAAAUCCUUCGCCAAAGCAAAACUGGCCAGCUUCCCCCAAGAAGCUCCAAUGUCCGAGCCGAUCGCCAGUGCGAGCGAGCCGCAGGAAGAAGAGGGCUCUUCUGCCUCGUCGCUCUCGUCCACAGGUACCCUUGUGCCGUCUCCGACUCGUCAUCUCUUCGCUCGGAAAGGCUCCAGACAAUCAUCAGACUCCCUCUCUUGGACGGAUUUCUUCAGCCAAGAGUUGUUUCUACCGGAAGACGUGGACGGCAGUCAUAUCAUCCAUCAUGCUUAUUUGACCCCUCCCUCUGAAUCGGGUCCUCUCUUUGUAAUGCACCAUGGGGCAGGCUCCUCAGGUCUGUCGUUCGCCACCUGUGCCGAAGAAAUCCGAAAGGCACUUCCCAAGGCAGGUAUCCUAUCCAUCGAUGCGCGGGGCCACGGUCGUACCACUAUAACAUCUAGCGCAAAUGAAGGAGGUGACCAGAAUCCCUCGUUGGCAGAAGCUGCACAAUAUGAAACGGAAGGGCAGACCGAGCUUGAUCUAAAGCUGAGCACGCUUAGUCGGGACCUAGUCUUCGUGGUCCGCCAGACACAACAGAAGAUGAGUUGGGAGACGUUACCAGACAUUGUGCUGGUGGGUCAUAGUCUCGGUGGAGCGGUUAUCACCGAUACAGCAAAGAAAGGGGAGCUGGGGCCUAAAGUGUUGGCUUAUGCUGUGUUGGACGUUGUCGAGGGGUCGGCUAUGGAUGCUCUUCAGAGCAUGGAGAAAUACCUCUCCACGAGACCAACUCGGUUUCCUUCACUGUCGUCUGGCAUCGAAUGGCAUACCCGGUCACGGACGAUCCGAAACACCAUGUCGGCUCGGGCGUCAGUCCCGUCGCUUUUAUACAAAGAAAGUGACAGCGCUGACAACAACCGGCCGUGGGUAUGGCGAACUAAUCUCUCGGCAACAAAGCCAUUUUGGGAGGACUGGUUCAUUGGGUUGAGCAAGAAGUUUCUCGAAGCUCGAGGGGGAAAGCUCUUACUUCUGGCCGGGACUGAUAGGCUUGACAAAGAGCUGAUGAUUGGUCAAAUGCAAGGCAAGUAUCAACUUCAAGUCUUUCCAGAGGCAGGCCACUUCGUGCAAGAAGACCAACCUGCCAAGACGGCGCAAGUCCUAGUGGAUUUCUACCGCCGCAAUGACCGCAGUGCUUUAGCGUCGGCUGCGAUGAAGCAAGCUGGUGUUUUGAAGACCAACCACUCGAAAUAG
Messenger RNA from Penicillium chermesinum, 1242 nucleotides. RefSeq names its product putative ribosomal protein/carboxylic ester hydrolase (Ppe1) (gene ppe1). Gene Ontology annotation, molecular function: protein methylesterase activity. The transcript is spliced from 6 exons. The record is from RefSeq and is a predicted model, not a curated record. Bases 1 to 1242 code for a protein of 413 amino acids. NCBI's taxonomy places the organism in Eukaryota, Fungi, Ascomycota, Eurotiomycetes, Eurotiales, Aspergillaceae. Gene Ontology annotation, biological process: protein demethylation.